Molecule: messenger RNA, 876 nt
Organism: Cotesia glomerata
Lineage: Eukaryota; Metazoa; Arthropoda; Insecta; Hymenoptera; Braconidae
Exons: 1
Coding region: 1-876 (291 amino acids)
Biological process (GO): DNA integration
Molecular function (GO): nucleic acid binding
Source: RefSeq, a predicted model, not a curated record
AUGGCUAAUUUACCUAGAUCUCGAGUCACCGAAUCAGCGGCAUUUUCCCACGUGGGUGUAGACUACUUUGGACCGCUCUUUAUUAAAGAACGUAAAUUCAGAAACAGAACAAAAAUUAAAGUCUAUGGAUGCGUCUUUGUUUGCAUGGCUACUAAAGCUAUACAUUUAGAAAUUGCUAGCGAUUUAACGACAGAAGGUUUUCUCGGGGCAUUUGGUCGUUUCAUUGGUCGACGAGGAGUUCCAACUCACGUCUAUUCGGACAAUGGUACUAAUUUUGUAGGCGCAAAUAAUCAAUUGAGAGAAUUGUAUGUGUUAUUUAAUUCAGAAUCCCAUCAAAAUUCCGUUAACGAAUAUGCUGUACGCAAAAACAUUAUCUGGACGUUCAAUCCUCCACUAUCUCCUCAUUUUGGUGGUAUUUGGGAAGCAGCGGUAAAAUCCUUCAAACACCACUUUAAACGAGUGGUAAAAGACCAACUUCUCACUUUCGAAGAAUUGAAUUCUCUAACCAUCCAAAUAGAAUCUAUACUAAAUUCUCGUCCUCUCUGUUCUCUAUCUAGUGAUCCUAAUGAUCCUAUUGCUUUGACGCCUGCUCAUAUUUUAAUAGGACGUCCUCUCACAAUGCUGCCUGAAAAUGAUUUUUCUGAUGUUCCAGAUAACAGACUCAAUGUUUGGCAAUUCAUUAUCAAGGCUAGACAAGACUUUUGGAGACGUUGGUAUUUGGAAUACCUCCAUGAACUUCAAAUUCGGCAAAAAUGGCAUUCCUCUCAAGGAGAAAUUUCAAUCAAUCAAGUCGUCUUAUUGAUGGAUAAAACCAACCAUGUAUGCGGUGGCAGCUGGGAGUGGUGGUCGACAUUCAUCCAGGAGAUGAUGAUGUGA